AUGGACAUAUCGCAAGAGGCUCAGCCAUGCAGAUCUUUUGCAGAGUGCAUGUCGGCCUUUGAGGAUUUGGAACAAAAGACGGAGAGAAUUUUCACUAUCGAGCUCAGCGGCCUGGAAAGUCUACUCAACACAAUACGUGCCACACUCGAUGAGGCAGCGACAAAGAAAGCGGCUGUCUGGCUCCAGCAAUGGACCCACAUAUGUACUAGCCCAUCAUACUUCGAGCAAAACGUUGAAGGCAAUGAAUCCUUGUCUCAAGCGGAAGCACAUCUCUUACCAGACGACCUGCCUCCGUGUACAUGCCAUCACGCGUCGGACCUGAUAAUUGAUGAUCUGCAAGACAGAAUCGCAGAUCAGCUGCUGUCUAUGAUGGAAGCAUUUUGGAAGAACAGGCCAUCCGACAUCGAAGAGUUGAAACUGGUGAGGGAGAAGCUGGACCAAGAGAUAAUUUGUUUCAACAAACUAAGUGCAAAUCAUGCAAAGAUUUCACGCGCGCUUGAAGACGCGGAGCGAAGAGCAGAAGAUCUAGAGAUUAGAUUAGCAGCUUUCGAGAGGGACGCCACGGACAAAGAGAGACUUGUGAGCGACAGGUACCGCGAGCUUGAGAGAAGCUACUACAACAAGGUCCAGAAAUUGGUUGAAAGCCGGGUGCGCGAUGAGAGAGCCAGGCUUGUUGAUCGGCUUGAGGAUCUGGAAGCGAAAGCCUUGCGCUAUGCUAAACUUCUCGACGAAAACGAGCUAUUGAAGGCCAAGAUCUUACAGGGGGAUCGAGAACAGGUACUGCUCAAGCGAGUGAAGCUGGAAAUGGAAAAGAAGUAUCAGGACCGGGAUGAGGAGGCUAAGGCUUUCAAAGAAGGUUACGAUCAAAUCAGCAACGACAUCCAAAUGCUCCAAAUCGAGAGGGCGGUACUCCAGGCGGACUACGAUACACUAAAAAAAAGAACAAGAAGGAUGGUCUAA
Alternaria postmessia is the source of this 960-nucleotide messenger RNA. RefSeq lists its product as uncharacterized. Lineage: Eukaryota; Fungi; Ascomycota; Dothideomycetes; Pleosporales; Pleosporaceae. The coding region runs from base 1 to 960 and encodes 319 amino acids. The transcript has a single exon. The record is from RefSeq and is a predicted model, not a curated record.